AUGAUUUCUAUUCUACUUGCUCUUCUCCUCACUGGCCCACCUCACAAUCUCAAUGAAAUCCAUUUGCGUCCCGCAAUCGACAUCGCUUUUGAGAAGGUGAACGAUGGGGCGGCAGGAGGACUCUACCACAAUUUUUCUAUGUCUUACAUCUUUCGUGAGACCGGCCCGGACUGCGGUCGGCCGGUCAUGGAGGCUCCCGCAAUCGCCGCCGAACUCUAUCGCCGCUACCCCCUAGACGGCAUCCUCGGAUCCCCAUGUAGCUACGAGACCGUGGGCAUCGCCGAUCUGGCCGCGUACUGGAACCUCCCCGUCGUGACCGGCGUCUCAACGUCGGCCGUCCUCGACGACAAGAAUCGCUAUCGAACCCUCACUCGGACUUCCUUCAAAACUGGAGUUCUCGCGAAAGCUGUUGUUGCAUUUCUUGAGGAGUACGACUGGCGUCGAUUCGCGUUAGUUUGGCAGUUCCCCGGCUUCUCAUCCCUGUUUGCAACCGCUAUGGAGGAACUGAUGAAGACCGAAGACAAUGUCACGAUGCACGAAUUUGAUCUUAGAGAUUACGAGUCGGUAAAAGAUGCUCUGGACGCCGCCAAGGAUGUGUCAAGAAUCAUCAUCGUAUCGGGACCCGGUGAACUGGUUCGAGAGGCCAUGCUGCACGCGUUCGAUAUGGGACUGGUCGAUGGUGAAUAUGCCUUCGUCAGUAUCGAACCAUUCAGUAAUACUCUGGUGUUUGGAGAUGACAACUGGAAACAAAACGACGGUCGGGAUGAUGACGCCAAGAAGGCCUACGAAGCCCUCCUCACCGUUCGUCUCUAUGAGCCGCAGACUGACGAGUACAGAGCAUUUCAGACGGAGCUGGAACGCCGUGAGUUACGGGACUACAACUGGACCAGACCCGACCCAGAGCAUAAUAAUUUCUUUGCGAGUGCGUUCCACGAUGCUGUGAUCUUGUACAGCUUGGCUGUGAAUGAAACCUUGGCUGAGGGAGGCAAUAUAUCAGAUGGCUACUCUAUCACGAGGAAGAUGUGGAAUCGAUCCUUCGACGGCAUAUCUGGCACAGUCACAAUCAACAAUAACGGCGACCGGAACGCAGACUACUCCAUCUGGGACAUGACUGAUACCGAAAAUGGCACAUUUCAGGUCCUAUCGAAUUAUUACGGGGAGACUGGUAUACUCGAGAGGACGGGGGUGAAGCCGGCAUGGCCAGGAGGAGGUCUCGACCCGCCGCGAGAUGCCCCGGAAUGUGGCUUCCAGAACGAGAAUUGUCAAUCCAAUGAAUUCCCAUUUCUGGGUCUUGUUGGUAUCGUAGCCGUGGUGGUGGUCCUGGCGUCUGCUGGGAUUCUUUUCGUUAUUUACAGGAAACAUCGACUUGAUGCAGAGCUUAUGAGCAUGUCUUGGAAGGUCACGUGGGAUGAGCUUCUAUUUGACGAGAUUGGUAAAUCGGUUGCCACGGCAACGUCUCGUUCUAGCAUAUCUUCGCGGAGAUCAAUGAAUUCGGAAUUACAUGAUGGAGGCCAGAUAUUCGCAACUAUUGCCAGAUACAAGGGUCGUGCAGUCAUGGUGAAGAGAAUUAGCCAGAGAAAGAUUGAAUUGAAUAAAAAUGUCCUCAAGGAACUUAGAAAUAUGAGAAAUCUUGAACACACUAAUGUCGUCCGCUUUGUUGGCGCAUGCGUGGACCCGCCCAACCAAGCGAUUCUGACUGAAUAUUGCCCCAGAGGAAGCCUACAGGACAUCUUGGAGAACGACCAGCUAAAGCUUGACUUGAUGUUUAGACAAUCUCUGUUGAUGGAUGCAGUCAGGGGGCUUCAUUACAUCCACGAUAGUGCCAUUGGGGUCCAUGGUCGCCUGACGUCAUCAAACUGCGUGGUCGAUGGCCGGUUCGUGCUGAAGAUCACCGACUUUGGCAUCCCUUCUUUCAGAAAAUCCAACAAAUAUGAGGAUAACAAUUACAAGCUCUUGUGGCGAGCACCGGAGCACCUCCGAGACCCUUCAAUGUCACCGAGUAAAGAGGGAGACAUAUAUGCUUUGGGAAUUAUAAUGCUCGAGAUAGGGACGCGAUGUGGACCAUUUGACGAAGAAAGAAAAAUCAUGGAUACCGAUGAAAUCCUUAAGAAACUGAGGUCAACCGGAAGUGAACCACCGUUUCGUCCUGUCGUACCGGAAGCAGCGUGGGACCCUGUCAUCAAGGAUCUAAUGAAGAGAUGCUGGGUCGAGAACCCGGGUGAUAGACCGACGGCAAGCGUCUUGCAGACUACACUCAAGAAGAUCAACAAAGGAACUUCGAGCGGUGGCAAUAUUUUGGACAACCUGCUGAAUCGUAUGGAGCAGUACGCAACCAACCUUGAAGCCUUGGUAGAAGAAAGGACAGCGGCCUUCCUGGAAGAGAAGAAGCGAUCAGAGACACUGCUCUAUGAAGUACUUCCUAGAUCGGUAGCCGAACAGCUGAAGCAAGGAAAGUCCGUUGACCCCGAGUCUUAUGAGAAUGUUACCAUUUUCUUCAGCGACAUCGUUGGUUUUACUGCCUUGUCCUCCCAGAGUACACCUUUAGAGGUUGUUGCUCUCUUAAACGACUUAUACACGUGUUUCGACAGCAUCAUAGCUCAUUUCGACGUAUAUAAGGUUGAGACCAUUGGUGAUGCUUACAUGGUUGUAUCGGGACUACCGAUAAGAAACGGUACUGCGCAUGCUCGUGAGAUCGCGCAGAUGUCGCUAGCUCUGCUCGGAGCGGUCAAAUCGUUCAAAAUCAGGCAUCGUCCGAACGAACAGCUAAAACUUCGUGCUGGUAUACAUUCAGGUCCUUGUGUAGCCGGGGUGAUAGGUGUUAAGAUGCCAAGGUAUUGCCUAUUUGGAGACACUGUAAACACCGCAUCUCGCAUGGAAUCAACAGGUGAAGCACUAAAGAUUCAUACAAGUUUGACGUGCAAGACGAUUCUAGAAAAGUUUCAAGUCUUCGUACUUGAGCUGCGAGGACUGGUCGAAAUGAAGGGAAAAGGGAAACAGACGACAUAUUGGUUGCUUUCACAGAAAUAGUGCAACGAAGAAUGAUUCCAGUCAUUCUUGUUA
Molecule: messenger RNA, 3060 nt
Organism: Lytechinus variegatus (green sea urchin)
Lineage: Eukaryota; Metazoa; Echinodermata; Echinoidea; Temnopleuroida; Toxopneustidae
Product: atrial natriuretic peptide receptor 1-like
Exons: 22
Coding region: 1-3027 (1008 amino acids)
Biological process (GO): cGMP biosynthetic process; intracellular signal transduction; protein phosphorylation
Cellular component (GO): membrane
Molecular function (GO): peptide hormone binding; guanylate cyclase activity; protein kinase activity
Source: RefSeq, a predicted model, not a curated record